Molecule: messenger RNA, 666 nt
Organism: Daldinia loculata
Lineage: Eukaryota; Fungi; Ascomycota; Sordariomycetes; Xylariales; Hypoxylaceae
Exons: 3
Coding region: 108-560 (150 amino acids)
Source: RefSeq, a predicted model, not a curated record
CUCGAUUAAAUUAGUCAAGAUACGCGACUUACACACAUCUAUCAUCCUACAUUAUACGCAUUAUCACGUAAUACUAUACCAACAUAGUUAUUCAAUACACCGAUAUCAUGGCCUCCGCCGAAACAGUUGAACUAGGACCACCCCAUGCCCCCAGAGAGGAAUCCUUCAAAGUCUUCAGCGAGAUCGAAUCCGAGCUCAAGAAGACGCUUCUUCACAUGAAGCACACAUACCGAAAGCACGAACCUGAAUACUUCGCCCCAGUCCAAGCCCUCAGCGACUCCGACCUAACGGCCUUCUCAUCCUCGGACCUAGAACAAGUCCGCGUGGGCAUAUCCCCAUACGGCCUACACCUGUUCGGCAAGCAGCGGCUCCCCGCCAUGCCCGACUCGGGGCCCGCGUACAUCCACUUCCGCGCCUUCGUCGGCGGCGACGGACACAACGAACCCGGCGUCGCCACCCUGCACAGCAUCCACACCGAGGACGUCGAAGAGCCCGACGGCGGCCACAGGUACCGCGCUAUCUUUACUAAAGAAGAUCCGCUGGAGUGGUUUGAUACUUGAAGGGGUUAUGGUGGGUUGAUGGGGUGGAAGGGGUUAUCGUAACGAAAUGAGCAAAUGAAGAUCACGAAUAAUAUAUUAUCGCUUGUGAAAUUUACUUUGAUUUGAA